AUGUUACUCAAUCAUAAAUCUAGAUUCCUCGAAUCUUCUUUAUUGCUUCUAAUAUUAACCAAAUCUUCCAUAUCAGCUUCGUGGGCUUUAUCAGGUUGUUAUCCAUCAUCAGAUGUAUCAGCUAUAUCUUAUAAUAAUGAUUAUACUUUCCAAAGUUCAGGAUAUUGUGAACAACAGUGUCCCAAUUCAAGAAUAGCAGCAUUGAUUGGAGGUAAGAAUUGUUAUUGUGGUAAUGAUGCUCCUGAUAUUAGCAAUCAAGUUGAUCAAUCUCUGAAUUGUAAUAUUCCAUGUCAAGGAUAUCCAUAUGAAAAUUGUGGUGGUAAUGGUUAUUAUAUGGUUUAUGUUAAUGCUGAUGUCCAAGAUUCUCCCGAAUCAAGUUCCACAACUUCAACCACAUCAACUUCAACAUCAACUACUUCAACUUCAACAACUUCAACUUCAACUACUUCAUCACCAACCACUUCUACUACUAAUACAAACACAAAUACAAAUACAGGUUCAACUACCAGUCAAAAUAAAAUAACCCUCUUCUCAACCGUUACUACAGAUCCAUCAGGAAGUCCAAUCGAAUCAAUUGUUUAUAAAACCAUCACUGCUGAUCCAUCAUCAUCUCCAGAUUCAAAUUCAUCUCCAUCAAGUACUUCCUCCACCCCAACAUCUUCGUCAUCUUCAAGUCCAUCUCCAUCCUCAUCCCAUUCAGGAUCUGCAUCACAUGGUGGAAGUAAAUUAUCUGCUGGUGGUAUUGCUGGUGCUGCUGUUGGUGGAGCCAUCGGAUUAGGAUUACUUAUCGGUGGUUUAAUCUUUUUCCUUUGGAGAAGAAGAAGAAAUAAUGAUGAUGAUGAUUAUGAAGAUGAUGAAUAUACAUUAUCUGGAGCUCAUAUGAAUGAAAAGGCUGGUGGUUUAGAACCUCCUCCUCCACCUAUGAUUGGUCCAAAUCCAUUCUUAUUAUCAGCCGGUUAUAAUCAUUUUGAUACUUCUCAACAACAACAACAACAACAACAAGGUCAAGAUCAAAAUCAAAAUCAUCAACAUAAUUAUUCAUCCCUGUCUGGUACUCAAUCAGAAGAUCAUGAUUCAUAUCAAGGAUUCGCUAUUAUAAAUAAUGGUGGAAGUGGUCAACAUAGUAGAUCAGGUUCAAAAAUAAUUAAUCAUAGCAAUGAUCCAUCAUUAAAUUCAACUAUUGCCGGUAUGGGAUCUCCAGUAUUAGGAGAUGAAAAUAAUCAAAUCCAACAUCAAUUCCAACAACCGGAAUAUGGUAGAAGAAGAUUAAGUAAUGGAUCUUUACCAGAUAUGAUUGCCAGACAACCAGGAUCAUUAAAAGUGGUCAAUAAUUAG
This is a messenger RNA of Scheffersomyces coipomensis, 1335 nucleotides long. It is a transcript of the gene WSC2, whose product is annotated as Wsc2p. Gene Ontology annotation, cellular component: plasma membrane. The coding region runs from base 1 to 1335 and encodes 444 amino acids. The transcript has a single exon. The record is from RefSeq and is a predicted model, not a curated record. NCBI's taxonomy places the organism in Eukaryota, Fungi, Ascomycota, Pichiomycetes, Serinales, Debaryomycetaceae.